This is a messenger RNA of Emiliania huxleyi CCMP1516, 822 nucleotides long. RefSeq lists its product as hypothetical. Gene Ontology annotation, molecular function: protein heterodimerization activity. The record is from RefSeq and is a predicted model, not a curated record. The transcript has a single exon. Gene Ontology annotation, cellular component: transcription factor TFIID complex. Lineage: Eukaryota; Haptophyta; Isochrysidales; Noelaerhabdaceae. Bases 1 to 822 code for a protein of 273 amino acids.
AUGACCGAUGCGCCUCUCUCCGCUGCCCUGGCCCGGAUGGCCUUCACCGGCCAGCCCACCUCCUCCAGCUGCGACGCGCUCACCGCCUCGUCGCACGCCUUCCUCGUCGACGCCUGCAUGACCUUCAUCCGCACGCUCGGCACCGAGGCGAUGCAGGCGGCGGCGCACGCGGGGCGCUCGCAGGCAAACCUGCUCGACCUGCUCGCCGCGCUCGAUCUGCUCCGCACCAGCACGCCCCAAGACCUCCUCCGCUUCAGCAGCGUCGCUUCGACGCAGCCGCGAUCCGUCGUGCAGACGGCGCCGCCGGCGGGGCUCUGGCCGUCGGUGACGGCGGCGGCCAUCGGCCGCGACCGGAGGCACCCGCACAUACCCGAGUUCCUGCCCGCGCUGCCCGCGGCGCACACGUACGAUCGCGUCGCGCAGAAUGUGCGCCGGCCUCGCGACGGAAAGGCGGUGCGCAAGGGCCUGUCGAAGAUGAGGCGCGCGGCGCGCGGGCAGGUGACGGCGCUGGCGGCGCCGACGGCGCGGGCGGUGGCGAUCGCCGCCGACGCGGAGGCCGCCGCGCUUGGAGACGGAGAGCCACACUCCCCGCAGCCCCGCCGCGCCAGCGCCGCCGCCGCGCCCCCGCCCUCCGUCCCACCUGUGGGCGCGGCGGCGGCGGCGAUUAGUGCGGAGCUCGCGCUGCCGUGUGGCGCGGUGGAGGCGGGCGCAGGCGGGCCGCCGCUGCCGCCGCCCGCGGAGGUACCGUCCGGUCGCGCGGGUGCCUUGCUGCAGCUGCUGCACGCACGAGGCUUGGACGAGCCGCACGCGGGUGAGGCAUGA